GUCUUGUCCAGGUGGCUGCGGGAGCACACGCACAAGAAAUGUUUGUGUUUAGACGGGCGAGGCGCGGGACUGGCUUUACCUGUGCGACAGGGAUUUGUGGUCAUGGGCGUCGGACACGGAGGCUUGAGAGAGGAAGGAGAGGUGAGACAACAAGAGUCCUCAAGCAGGAAUCCAAGCGGGACGCCAUGUGGACGACGACUGUCCUCCUCCUCAUGCUGUCCCCUCGUCUGACGGCCUCCGCUGACCAGACUAGGACUCUCAACCAAUCAGAGGCGGAGGUCAAGGAAGACUUCCCUGACACACCUGCUGACCCCGGCCGGGGGGAGGAGGGAGGGGUCAAAGGUCGCGACACCUGCUUCAUCCCCUGUGACAUCACCGUCCGGCUGCUGCGGGAUGAGAAACAGUCAAUCUGUGGCCAGCUGCAGCAGUCGUUGUUGGCGUUCGGCCGCAGCAACAGGAAGUUGAUGCGUGACGUGAUGGAAGAACAACAGCGAGCUCUGGACGUCCUCACCAGUCAGGUGUCAGAGGUGAUGAACAAAGUGCAGGCGCUCAGCGCGGAGGUGCAGCGGAGCAACGCCGACACGUUCGCCGCCAAACCUCCUCUAUCGCACGGGCGGGACUGCAGCGACAUCAAGGACAGUCUGAUGUCCCUGGUCCCCAAGAUCCCCAGCGGGAUUUACAUCGUCAGCCCGGACGACUCGGACUCGUCCUUCGAGGUCUUCUGCGAGAUGGACUACAUGGGCGGGGGAUGGACGGUGAUGCAGCGCAGGACCGACGGCCUGGUGGACUUCAAGCGACCCUGGGCGGACCACGUGGGCGGCUUUGGACACCUCGCAGGUGAGCACUGGUUGGGCCUGAAGAAGGUCUUCGACAUCGUCAACCAGAAGGGGAGUCGGUUCCAGCUCCACGUGGCCCUGGUCUCCCACGACGACGUCACCUCCUACGCCGCCUACGACGACUUCCGCCUGGACAACGAAACUGACUUCUUCCGCAUCCACCUGGGCAGGUACGCCGGCAGCGCAGGGGACGCCUUCCGCGGCUACGAGCAGGACCAGAACCAAGACACGGCCCCCUUCAGCGCCUCGGACGUGGACAACGACGGCUGCGAGCCCUCCUGCUCCAUGGGGGGUCUGACGGUGGAGAGCUGCAGUGCCCGACACCACCACACGGGGUGGUGGUUCAACCGCUGCGGCAUGGCCAACCUCAACGGGGACGCCCGGCAGGACCCGGGGCCUCGGACCGUGGGCGUCCUGUGGGACACCUGGAGACACAAGGGAGUGGCCCGAGUCAUCAAGUCCGUCACCAUGAAGAUCAGGAGGAUGCCGGCUAAUAACUAACACAAAAUGGUGGGAGGUCGAAUAUUGAUGAGCCUUUUGUCUGAUUUGGUGUAAUGUCGUUGUGUUGCCAUGUGGUCCGACUUAUUGGACUGCUGCAAGUUUCUUCUUUAGGCUAUUAUUUUUAUUUGAUUUGAUUUGAUAUAUAAUGUUUGUGGGUUGCUUGUCUGGGGGAGAAGAAAAAAAACAUUUGAAAUGUGUUUGAUUGUAUUUUUGGACUUCACAUGUCAACAAUGCAAUACGCAAAUGUUCCAAAAAAAAAAAAAAAAAAUAAAUAAAUAAGGUUCCAGGUUAGAAAA
Nerophis ophidion (straightnose pipefish) is the source of this 1633-nucleotide messenger RNA. It is a transcript of the gene angptl5, whose product is annotated as angiopoietin-like 5. The coding region runs from base 39 to 1337 and encodes 432 amino acids. NCBI's taxonomy places the organism in Eukaryota, Metazoa, Chordata, Actinopteri, Syngnathiformes, Syngnathidae. The record is from RefSeq and is a predicted model, not a curated record. The transcript has 9 exons.